Hymenoscyphus albidus is the source of this 1225-nucleotide messenger RNA. The record is from the annotation of a GenBank genome assembly. NCBI's taxonomy places the organism in Eukaryota, Fungi, Ascomycota, Leotiomycetes, Helotiales, Helotiaceae.
UCUCUAUUACCAAAACCCAAAGACUAAAUUCAUUCCUUCAAUCUUUCUCAUAGAUCAUCAUCGUCUACCUAACCCAAUAAAAUGGACACCAAAGAAAUCUACAACGAAGUCAACAAACGCUACGGCUCCAUAAACCAAAGCACCAACGGCCAAUACGAGCAGACCGUUGCAAAAGCAUUCGGCUACACCUCCGAGGAACUCGCAAGUGUCCCUGAAGGUGCGAAUCUAGGGUUGAGCUGUGGGAAUCCCCUUGCGUUGGCUAAGUUGAAAGAUGUACUCGUUUCGUUUCUUUGUGUCUAUGGCAUUACCUGACUGUUUGAAAAGGGAGAAACUAUCAUCGACCUUGGAUCUGGGGCUGGUUUCGAUGUCUUCGCUGCUGCCAAGAAAGUCGGGGUGUCGGGGAAGGCUAUUGGGGUUGAUAUGAAUAAGGUAUUCCCUCACCUCGCGAGAGAACCCAGAAAUAUUGUUUUGGUGUUAAUGAUUUGAAAUAGAAUAUGAUUGAUAAAGCAAAGGCCAUUAAGUCAAAAGGCAACUUUGAGAAUGUUGAGUUUCUCGAGGGAGCAAUCACUUGCAUUCCAUUGCCAGACAACACAGCGGACUGUAUCAUCAGUAACUGUGUCAUCAACCUGGUGCCCGGAAUGGAAAAACAGCUUGUUUUCAAUGAGAUGUACCGUGUUCUCAAAAGCGGUGGUCGUGUUGCAGUCAGCGAUAUCCUGGCACGAAAGGAGUUGACUGAAGACUUGAAGAAGAAUAUGUCUUUGUAUGUGGGAUGCAUCUCAGGAGCAAGUCAAGUCAACCAGUAUGAGGAGUAUCUCCAGAAAGCCGGGUUUAAUGGUUUGUCUUUGAAUUCGUAUUCGAAAAGCGUACGAAGACUAACCUUUUCGUGAUAGAUCUCCUCAUAGUGGACAGCAAAAAUGACUUGAAUGUUUAUCAUACUGCAGUUUCAGAUGAUUCUUCAUGUUGUGGCCCUGUAGCCCCAGCUGGAUGUGGACAGAGUAAAGCUGGUUGUGGACAAGUCUCAUUGCCACAAGAAAACACAUUGGGGAGUGAGUCUAAGAAGUUGGUAGCUUCACUGGAAAAUUUGGACUUCAAUGAGUGGGCUGGUAUGAUCGUCUUGAAAUGUGACUCCUGGCUAUCUUGACUGACGAUUGAUAGCUUCCUUCCAGAUAUACGCCAUAAAGCCAACGACUAAGUGAUAUUGCGAUGAGGAGACAUGGGCAUUCAU